Messenger RNA from Acomys russatus (golden spiny mouse), 612 nucleotides. RefSeq names its product rhox homeobox family member 1-like. Gene Ontology annotation, molecular function: DNA-binding transcription factor activity, RNA polymerase II-specific; RNA polymerase II transcription regulatory region sequence-specific DNA binding. Lineage: Eukaryota; Metazoa; Chordata; Mammalia; Rodentia; Muridae. Bases 1 to 612 code for a protein of 203 amino acids. Gene Ontology annotation, biological process: regulation of transcription by RNA polymerase II. The transcript has 3 exons. The record is from RefSeq and is a predicted model, not a curated record.
AUGGAGAGCAAGUACUUCUACUUCGACCUCGACUAUUAUGGGGUGGGCUUCUAUGAGGAAGAAAUAAUGCCCGAAUCUCAGCAGAGGGCGGCUGCGGCAGCAUCCCGUUUCCGCUUUGGGAGAGGGGUACGAGUCCUGCAUGAGCUAGGCCUUGAUGACCCCAUGAGCUCUAAAUACAACCACAACCAUGACUACAACCACGAAACAAAGAAGGAAAAGCAAGCCAAACCCAAAGAAGCCCGAUGGGGGAAGCUUGAGGGGCCUGGAAAAGCAGCUGGAGAAGUUUCUUCUCGCCCCAACCGGAGGAGAGUAAAACACCUCAAGUUCACCAAAGGACAACUGUGUGAACUGGACAAAGUUUUCCAAAAAACCCAUUAUCCUAAUGCAUCCCAAAGAAAGGCGCUUGCCAAGCUCAUUCAUGUGGACGAGAAGAGGGUGAAGGCUUGGUUUAAAAAUAAGAGAUCUAAGUACAAGAUAAAAAAGGACACACCUGGUACCCUGAGCAACGCUGUCCCUGAGAUGAAGGAAGAUCCCAAGAGUGCCUGUGUUCCUGAGGAGCCAAACAGGUUCAUCCUGUACAAGCAACAUCCUGGCCAAUUCUGCUGGUCAUGA